AUGGAAAACGAAUUUGAAUAUUUAAUAACGCUUCUUUCAACAUCUCCUUUACCAAAUGAUAUAUUUCAACAAAUAAAAAAUUAUCUUCAACAACAAACAAAUGAUCUUUUACCAUCAUUUAUUUCUCAAUCAUUUCAAUCAUUAGUUAUACUUGAACAUUGGGCAUGGAAAUUACUUAGUCAUAAUUUUCAUCAAUUCAUAAAUCAAACAAAUUAUCUUGAAUUAUUUCAUUGUCUUGGUUUAUUUAAUUAUAUGUUAAUAUUUAAUAAUAAACAAAUUGAAGCUCAUAUUAAAUUAUCACUUAUUAUUCCAGAUAAUAUUCAAUUAAUUGAUGAAAUAUUUAAUCAAAUUGAAAAAAUUAAAAAUUUCAAUGAUCCAUUUUAUACUAUAAUUAGUUGUUGGUUUGAAAAUAUAUCAUAUUUAAUACAUGAACAUACACAAUUUGAAACAUCAUCUAUUUUUAUUCAUAUAUGUCAACGUUUAGGACAUAAUUAUCUUUUAUCUGAUCAAUAUAAAGAUUAUUUAAAACAAUUAUGUCAAAAAGAUAUUUCACAAAUAAUAUUUACAACAAAACAAUUAUUUUAUAUAAAAACAUGUUCAUUUGUAUUUCGUAUGUAUAUAUGUUCAAUAAUUGAUAAAACACCUUUUAAAGGUGAUGAAUUACUUAAACGUUAUGGUAAUGAUUAUUUACAAAUAAUUCUUAUACAUAGUUAUACAGUUGAUACAUGGAAUCAACAAUUAUUAACAUGUAUAACACAUCUUAUUGAUUUUAUAUGUGCUUGUUGUUGGUGGGGAACGGAAAAAGCAAUAUAUAUUAAAAUACUUCUAUCAUCGGAAACAAUUAUUUAUGAACAUAUUCAAGGACUUAUACGUAUUGUUGGUUGUAAAAAAUUUCAUGAACGUAUUGCAUCACAAUGGUGUAAUGAUGAAACAAUACUUAUUGAUUCAAUAUUUAUUUUUUUUAUGGGUUCUUUAUUACAAAUAAAAAAUUUAAGUUGUUUUAUACGUUCAGAAACAAUAUUAUCUAAUAUAAUAUUAGCCAUAGCACAAAAAUCAUGUUAUGAUCGUAUAUCUGUAUGUGCAUAUGGAAUUUUAGCUGAAAUAUUAUCUGAUGAACAAUUAAAAGAAGUUACAAUAACAGAUAAUAUAUCAGAAUUUUUCUUUCGUAUUUUGGAACUUGCAUGGAAUCAUCCAACACAACGUUAUAAACGAAUACCUAUUCCACAAUUAUUAACAGGUUUUUUAACUGUAUCAAAAAAUGAUGCAAUUCAACAAAAAACUGCUAAAUCAAAUAAAAUUUCACUUUUAAUAGAAAUGUCUGAACAAUAUCCAAUAACAUUAGAUAUAUUAUGGAGUCUUUCAUUUAAUCAUGAUAUUCAAGAACAAUUACGUACAAAUCGUUCAUUUAUGAAUAAAUUAGCUCGUUUAAAAGAAGAAUGUAAUAAUGAAAAAAUGCGUAAAAUUACAUUUGGUUUACUUUGGAAUCUUGAAUCAAGUCAUCAAGAUCGUACUAUAUUAGAAAUAACUGAUGAAAAAAUAUUUGAUAUUAUGAUUAGUUAUUCACAUAAAGAUGAAAUUAUUUGUCAAACAAUUUAUGAAGAACUUAUUAAAAAAGGUUAUCGUGUAUGGAUUGAUUAUGUUCAAAUACAUGGAAAUGUAAUGGAUGCUAUGGCACAAGCUAUUGAACGAUCACAUAUAAUUAUUAUUUGUAUGAGUGAACAAUAUCGUAAAAGUAAUUAUUGUCGUGCUGAAGCACAUUAUGCAUUUCAACGUGAACUUAAAAUUGUUCCAAUACUUUUACAAGAACAUUAUAAACCAGAUGGAUGGCUUUUAUUUCUUAUUGGUCAAUUACUUUAUGUUGAUUUUACUAAAUAUGAAUUUUCACGUGCAAUGGAAUUAUUAAUUGAAGAAUUAAAAGCUCCUUGUGUACAAGAAACACGAGUAAUACCUGUUCAAUAUAAACAAGAUAAAACUCUUGUAUGUUCAUCAACAUCAGAACUAUCAAAACUUCCUGAAAAUAUUAUUGAUUGGACACAAAUAGAUGUACAAAAUUGGUUAAUAGGAUCAAAUCUAAGACAAAUGGCUCGUCUUCUAACUGAUUUCGAUGGACCAAGUUUGAAUAAUUUAUAUGAUUUGAUAGUACGAACUGAACCUCAACAAAUUUUGUCAUUAUUUCAUGAUGAUUGUUCACGAAAAAUUAAUGAAAGUAUUUCAUUACUAGAAUUAGCACGAUUUCGUACAUUACUCAAUGAACGACAAGGAUCAAUUAAAGUAAAUAAAUUAAUAAAAAAAAGUAACAUUAUAUUAAAUCUUCUAACUCAUUGUCGUAUGAUGUAA
This is a messenger RNA of Rotaria sp. Silwood1, 2337 nucleotides long. The record is from the annotation of a GenBank genome assembly. Lineage: Eukaryota; Metazoa; Rotifera; Eurotatoria; Philodinida; Philodinidae.